Messenger RNA from Fraxinus pennsylvanica, 576 nucleotides. Lineage: Eukaryota; Viridiplantae; Streptophyta; Magnoliopsida; Lamiales; Oleaceae. The record is from the annotation of a GenBank genome assembly.
AUGGCAGCUCCAAAUAUGGCUGCAAUAACUGCAUCCUUAGAGAAAUCUCUUCAGAACUGUUCUCUAAACCACCAAGAAAGCAGCACCCCCGACGGCGGCGGAGGGGUGGAUGAUGGGACGGGGCUUGGCCACUCGGCCACUUCAACUUCACCUGAAAAUCAUCAUUUGGAUGCCAAUUUAGAACUGAAUUCCCAAAUCUCACUCCCUUUCCAUUGGGAACAAUGCCUAGAUUUGAAGACUGGUGAAAUAUACUACAUAAAUUGGAGGACGGGAAUGAAAGUGACGCAGGAUCCGAGGACCACCGUCGAGUGCAGUGGGGAUUUGUACUCUGAAGACGAUUGCAGCUCGUAUGACAGUGAAGAGUCAUCAUCAGAGCCUUCACCUUCAUCACAAUGGAAUCAUAAUCAAGAUUAUCAUGAUCAUCAAAGCAAUGAACAAGAGAAUCUGAAUGUGCUUGUUGUGGCUGGGUGCAAACGGUGUUUAAUGUACCACAUGGUUCCUAAACAGCUCCAAGAUUGCCCCAAAUGUUGUGGUCAACUUAUCUACUUCGACCGAUCCGAAAAUGGCUCCCCAUAA